Molecule: messenger RNA, 2962 nt
Organism: Perkinsus marinus ATCC 50983
Lineage: Eukaryota; Perkinsozoa; Perkinsida; Perkinsidae
Exons: 8
Coding region: 11-2962 (983 amino acids)
Biological process (GO): malate transport
Source: RefSeq, a predicted model, not a curated record
CCAACUAGACAUGUCCUGGGCCGCAUCGAGUUAUGUUAUUCCCCAGUUCCCACGGUAUCAGCUGCUCAACGCUCUUUAUACAGGUGUCGUGGCCUGCCUGUGUGCUAUACCGCAAUUCAUGCCGCUCUUGGAAGACAGCCUCAACAGUCACCUUUACGCGUUGGCUAUAGUAUGGUCGUUGAACACGAGUUCGCUGGACUUCCCUACGGCUCGUGCUAUGUCGUGGAAGAUCUUCAUGGGAAGUUGCGGAGGAGCGUGCCUGGCGAGCGCUGUUGUAUCAUUCGCUACUGUCCUGAACCGUGGUAUUUAUAAUCCCUUCUGGGGUACUCUAUUGGCUAUGCCCGUUUGCUUUGCUGUGGCGACAGGACAACGGUCCAAGUUCGUUAAUGUGUAUUCGUAUAUAAGUUGCUUGCUGAGGAUGUACAGUGUGGUGACUUUUGGUGGCGCCCUGCCCUUCGUGAAGAUCUUCUCGGAAAUGCUCGCUGGGUGUAUUGCUGGUUUUGUACCACUAACUCUAGUGACUAUACUCAAUUCUUUCAACUGGCUACCCCGCAGCCAGCCUGACCCAUUGCCGCUCUAUGAGCAUUCCUCCACGAGUUUUCUGGAGUCUUCUAUAUGUUUUAUCCUGGACGGCGAAAGGCACCGAGCUGAGCUCGAACGGAAACUUCAGAAAUUGUCGAAUUCACGUCGCGCUGUACUGUCCAGUACGACUAAUAACGCCCUCAAGCUGUGCGUAUUCCGAAUGACGGGCUUCCUGGACUGCCUGAGAGUCUCCUGUACGUUGGACGCCUUCAGUUCGGCGGCGGUGAAGUACUUCUGGGAGCCCGUACAGACUGAUAUGUGGUAUCUCGUUUCGGGCAGCAUUGCACUACUUCGCGACGGGCCUGAGCGAUACGAUCCUGACGAGUUGGAAGAGGCCGGGAAGCGCCUUCGAAUACAAAUAAAGGAGACGAUGAUGAACUAUAGUAGGGAUGUUGCUGAUCGGAAGUCUGUCUUGGUAUCGGCAAGAGAAAUGGCUCGCGCUGAGUCGGCUAUGUUGGCCACUCCACGGUUCUCGAUUCUCGCGGCGGAAUAUGCUCGCUUGAAGAGUUCUGAAGGGAAGACUUUGAGGACUACUGAGAGCUAUAUCCCGUUGCCCAUAUGGCUGCGACAUCCAUUGGCGUGGGCUCGUCAGCCGCUAUACCCUCCGGUGACACCUACUAGUGAGAAGGUCUCCUUUCCUCUGAGAUUGUGUAUCACACUCACUAUAAUACUCCUGUCUAUACUCGCUAUUGGUACCCAAUACGAGAUUGUGAAGACCGAGGGGUACUGGAUCGCUGUAUCAGCGAUCACGUGUUUUCUCCCGACCCUCGGUGCUACUCUCGGUAAGGGUUUCCGUCGUCUCAUGGGAGCCCUCUUGGGCGGCGUGCUGGCUUUGAUCGCUGUAACAGUUCACCCCAACAACAAGGAUGCGUUUAUGCUGGAGCUUUUCACAGUUGCGAGCGCGGCCAAGUUCCUAAUGCAAAUGCCCAAGAUAGGGUAUGCCGGCAUGCAGAUGUGUACCACCUUUGUUAUUGUAGGCUUUGCAAAUGGUAUCGAUGAUACGUUGUCAGAGGUCAAGAGAAGAGACCUCGCAGCUCUUCGUAUGUUGUUUACCGUGCUGGGUCUGUUGGUCUCCCUCGUGCUCUGCGUGGUGACUUAUCCCACGUUCUGCUGUCGUCGACUGGCCCGGGGUACAGCGAAUGAGAUAGGGACGGUAGCUGGGGUGGUGGCCUCAGGGAUUGAGGCCUUAGUGCAGCGUGAUGCGGACAGUACCAAGCCUAAUGAAGGUUUCAAGGACUUGUUGGAGACGGGCACGAUGUUGCUGGAAGCCAACUCUGCGAGAAUUGCGGAGAAUCCUUGGGCGGACGAAGAGACUGUAUUUCUAGGCUUACUAGGUAUCAAUCCAUCUCGCUGUAAAGUGCAUGCAAAAUCUAUACUGUGCGCGCAGAGGCUCGUCACUCGCGUUAUCACUAGUGCACUAGUAGCUUAUGACAGUUUGAAGAACUGUGACGAGAGGAUGAGUUCCACGUCCGAUCGGCUGUUACUGGAGCCAGUACGACCGCUGCUGAAUGAGCUGAGCUCGAAGUUGUUGGCCUCUGCAGUGGAUAUUCGAGAGGUGCUCGUAGCCAAGGCAGAGAAUGUGAAGACAGCUCGUGAGUCAACGAGCGAGGCUUUGGAAGGUAUGAUUAGAAUUUUCGCACAGUUCUCGGAUGUUCGCAGUAAACUCUUGUAUUCACGAACGUGGGCGGCGGACCGGGAAGUGACUGCAUCGACGAAAAUGGUGGAGGUCUUCUCUAGCGGUGGAGGAGUUGGUCUGCAUGAAGCCUUGCACAACGUUGGCGUCUUCAUCGAGGAUUGGGUGUCUCUGGCCAACGCCUUGCUCGGGUCGGACAUGAGGCCUCCGAAUAUGCCAGUGGAAGAUACGGAGCUGGAACCUUAUGAGGAGUAUGAGGGCAAGCCUAAGCGUCGAAGAAUUACUGGGCUGGUUGGUUCCCGUCCGAGUACAGCGAAUUCCAUCAUAUGCUGGGCUCGCUGGCGUCUACUUGACUACGAAUAUGCGAGAAAAUUACAAGCACAAGAGUAUUCUCGGGUCGAAGGACAACGAGCAAGUUGGGGUUCCGGUAAAGCAACUGGUAAUGGUUAUGAUACACUUGGCAUGUCAGCAGAGGAGAAGCGACAGGCAGCAGCCGAAGCAGCUGAGCGACGGAUGAAGGCUAACCAGGGUCGGGGUCUGGGCAGCUCUGAAAAGGCCACGCAGUUGACGGAGACUGCUAAAAAGCAAGAGCUCAUUGGAAGAAUUAGAGAAUACUAUGCAGCACGGCGACUCGACCCACCGUUGGGUUUGAAUCUAGCAUCGGUUGACCAGCUACGUAAACACUUGAACUUGCUGAAGAGCGGUAAGAUAGACCCAGCCAGUGCGAUACUUGAGAACAGCGUCUGA